Odontomachus brunneus is the source of this 940-nucleotide messenger RNA. RefSeq lists its product as uncharacterized. The transcript is spliced from 2 exons. Bases 38 to 799 code for a protein of 253 amino acids. The record is from RefSeq and is a predicted model, not a curated record. Lineage: Eukaryota; Metazoa; Arthropoda; Insecta; Hymenoptera; Formicidae.
AACAAAGAACGAAUAUGAGGUGACAUCAAGUGAAAACAUGGAUUUCUUCCAAAUGGCGAAAGACAACAAUAUUACGAUUAGCGAUGCGGAAGCAACGGAAUAUUUCGGAGAAACGCAGGCGACACGGGCGCAAUAUGACGUUUACGAGUACGGUCAAGAAACAACGAGCGAAGAUACAAAGAAAUACACUCCGCAUCGGUCCUUAAUCUCGAGUGGAGAACCUACUCUCGCGAACACCGAGAGCCCUGACGAAGAACCGUACGAUUACGAGAAAUUCAAAUUGGAAUAUGAAGAGCAGCUGGAAUAUGGCAUAAAGCGUGGCAAAACGUUUAAUUAUACUGAGAAAGAAGAAUCAGAGGACACACCGAAAAAGGCGUUGAAGAGGAUAAUCGAUAUGAAACAACCCAAGAAUUGUACGAAGGAGGAGAUCAGUCAGAUUGGAAUUAAGGCAAUAGGAUGCCUCGUGUACGAUUACCAACGUGCGAGAGAUAUAGCGACUGUGAGAAGAGUCCUUUCGCGGACAUGGCUGAUCCUCAGGGUCUGGCUGUUAAUUUAUAUUUGCAUUGCAAUCCCAUGCUGGUGCCAAAGAGGAUGGUGCUGCUGUUGUUUCCGUUGUAAGUUCUGUUUCCCAAGAAAAAGAAUUUUAUUUGCAAAGCAAUAUUAUACUAUGAAUCCCCCUGGCACGCUAGUAAAAGAUUUCAAGAAAGAAAAAUAUAUAAAAGAGCCUAUUAAAUAUGAAGCUACUGAGUACGAAUAUGAUACAUACAAGACAUUCGAAACUGCGGUAAAAAAUAUAUAGGUAUUAAUGAUCUUUUAUUAUAGGAGCGUGCAUGUUUAAUUCAAGUGUUUCUAACUCAGAUCUAACAAGAUCAAAACGUUAAUAAUUAUGUAUGUAUUAUAUAUAAUAUUACCUCGAUUACUUCCUGUGCCAUUUGAAGAU